Messenger RNA from Osmerus eperlanus (European smelt), 3298 nucleotides. RefSeq names its product major intrinsic protein of lens fiber a (gene mipa). Bases 495 to 1286 code for a protein of 263 amino acids. Lineage: Eukaryota; Metazoa; Chordata; Actinopteri; Osmeriformes; Osmeridae. Gene Ontology annotation, biological process: water transport; transmembrane transport. The record is from RefSeq and is a predicted model, not a curated record. Gene Ontology annotation, molecular function: water channel activity. Gene Ontology annotation, cellular component: plasma membrane. The transcript has 5 exons.
CUCCCCCUGCUCCGACAAAGAGGCUGAAUGUCUGCAGGACAUGCUCAACCUUAGUUAGCUAUAUAUGUUCCUCUACUAACCACCAACGGGGUACGCACAUAGACGCCCAGCGACCGUCGUGCAUCUGUUAACUACAGGGGCUCUCUAUGACUGAAAACACUGCUCACUGACAGUCACUGACAUUAAGUCAAGCUGACUCCUAGAGAGCUACAUGCUGAACUGUUUGCGUGUAGACACAUAUUUAGUUUUAGAGAGACUGUUUCUACUUCCAAGUGAUUUCUUUUUUCUAGUUUGACAGUUGAAUUGGUUUCCUCCCACCGUUGGCUCAAUAACAGACAUUAUUGAUCGGGUGAGCAGAUAGCUGAAUCUAAAGGAGGAUAUCCAUCUCUUUUUAGUUGCUCAGUUCUUUUGUAGUUUUAGUUUUGGUCCAGUUUUUUUGUGCUGCCUUUUCAUCCCUCCAUCUCUUUGGGGUAUCAUCUUGACUGUUCGCCACUAUGUGGGAGUUUCGGUCCAUGUCGUUCUGGCGGGCGGUGUUCGCAGAGUUCUAUGGAACCAUGUUCUUUGUGUUCUUUGGCCUGGGUGCGGCCCUGCGCUGGACCACCGGGCCCCUUAACGUUCUCCACGUGGCCUUCUGCUUUGGGCUGGCGGCCGCCACCCUCAUCCAGUCCAUUGGCCACAUCAGUGGUGGACACAUCAACCCGGCGGUGACCUUUGCCUACCUGAUUGGCUCCCAGAUGUCCCUGUUCCGCGCUUUCUUCUACAUUGUGGCCCAGUGUCUGGGGGCGUUGGCUGGGGCUGCUGUACUCUAUGGGGUCACCCCCAAUAACAUGAGGGGCAACCUGGCACUCAAUACGCUGCAGCCUGGCAUCAGCGUGGGCAUGGCCACCACCAUGGAGGUGUUCCUAACGCUGCAGCUCGUCGUCUGCAUCUUUGCUGUGACUGACGAGAGGCGUAACGGCCGCCUGGGCUCGGCCGCCCUCGCCAUCGGCUUCUCCGUACUCAUGGGGCACCUGCUGGGGAUGUACUACACUGGAGCUGGGAUGAACCCUGCCAGGUCCUUCGCUCCUGCUGUGCUUGUCAGAAACUUUGUCAACCACUGGGUGUACUGGGUUGGUCCCAUGAUUGGCGGCGCCUUGGGCGCUCUGCUGUAUGAUUUCAUGCUGUUCCCCCGCGUGCGUGGCCUCUCCGAGAGGCUGGCCACACUGAAGGGCAACAGGCCCCCAGAGGCCGAGAGCCAGCAGGACACCCGAGGGGAGCCCAUCGAGCUCAAGACUCAGGCCCUAUAAGCUUGGGGAAGAAGAACAGGACAUGCUGAAUCCUAAAUGGGCAGUCAAAGGCCAAUCCAUCUUCAACCCCCCUACUUUUCCCCACCAACCUUCUCCCCCUGCACCUCCCCCCACCCCCGCCCACCUUCCCCCCUUGGACUGCAGGACACAAACAGAGAGCUAGAAGAGGACUUGCCACCGAAGACAAAGCACCGUGUGCCCUGUGAUAUAGGGAGUGGGUCACUCCUGGCUGACCAGGUGGCUGUAAAUGCUCAGGACAGGGGCAUCUCUCUCUUUAUCUCUAUCUAUCUAUCUCUCUAUCUAUUUUGUAGUCUGCUAGGAGUGAAGCUACAGUAGAGCAGUGGACUUCUGCAUGCUUUUUUCCAUUUUCAUCCAGUGUGACAUCUCCCUUUUGUUUUUGUUUUGUUUCACAAACUUCGGGUACCUGACAUGUCUGUAAUAUACCUUUAGAAUUUUCCAGAUUUAUUCGAACUUCAAUUCCUUUUUUCAGUCACUCGUGUGUUGUGUGUGCGUGUGUGCCUGUUUUUACCGACCAAUUUUAUUUUGGGCUUUUUCAUCGCCACAAUCCUGUGUUCGUAUCAUGCUUUGUUAUUUUUAUUUACCAUGCAACCAAUCAAAGUAUUUUAAGAGGAACAAAAACAUGUCCUCUUCCCUCAUUGGUUUUGCUACGGUUGAGAUUUUGUUUCACAAGACUUUAGAGUGCUCCCCUUUCCCAUCAGCCCUUAGAGUUUUGCCUUGAAGAUUAAGUCUUUUUACAACUUGUUAUGUUUUUAUUUCCGAGUCUGUGUCUCUUUUAGGGGAGCACGCACACAGUUACAUUUAUACAGUCUGAAAAUAAACACACAACACACAAAACCAUCUGGUCUUUUCUUACCAUUUCAACAUAUAUACUUGAAAUUGUACAAUUUACAACUAAAUUCACUUAAUUAGAUAUUUAUCUGUUAAAUGCCUCAGAAGAAAGUGGUUCCUAUGCAGUAUUUGUGGACAGGAUGCGCUUACUGUCAUUAAAGCUUUACUCUUUCAGCAACAGUAAUGCUAGGUUUAAUGUACAGAUGUGUGAUAGCAGAAUUGGUUUUUAUUUUUGAUAGUUCCGUGAUAACGAGAGAACAACUGCAGCUGACUUAUGUGGAAUGGGUUGUUUUGUAAUUGACUGUGUUCUAUAUAUAACUUGACAAAUGUUGGUUGACAAACCACAAAGUGAGUGCAUGAUGAUGAAGUGGCUUCUUGCUGGUGUUGGCAAACACCUGGUGCUUUGUCUACAGGGGCGAGUACUCGAUUUCAGAUUUCCAGUGUACACGGCCCAUCUCUGACUUUAGAGAAAAGACUACAUUGAGGCAACUCGUUUUGAGUUUAUUUUUGUACAGGGCAGUAAAUGUGCACCUGUAAAUUCAUAGUAUCUGCUGACGAGGGAAGGACACUCAAAGGUGAGGUUUCCAAAGUUGGCUGAUGGCUUCCUCCUCUACCACCCGCCCCCCAUCUCUCCUGCGUUCACCUUUACCUCCUUUUGUUUCCAAGGCAGCCAUUUUGUCCUGCUCUGCAGAGAGAACAGCCGAGGCUGCAGGCUACAGGUGAGUGAUGGAGGGGAGGGGGAAGGACUACAGAACUCCAGCAACUGAAGCAUUUUAUCUUGUUCAGUUGGUAGAGCAUAUACUGAACCGGAUAUAUAUAUAUGAUUCUCUUUUAAUAUUAAAUUCAUCUGAUUUCACAGUUAGAUCCCUCGGCAGUAGGUGAAUUAGUUUCUUAUUCUCAUUUAAAAAAAAAGCUUUGUGAUGUACAGUGUAAAGUUUUCUUUUUUAAUUUACCAUGACUGUUUAAGACUGAAUGGAUAGACAAUAUAAUAUUCAAGCUUUAAAAUGUCUCCUCUUUGGCCAUUGGAUUACGAAUGAAAAGCAAAACGUGCUAUACCAAUAUGCCUGGGUCCGAUCUAGAACCUUAGACAUACUUUCAUAAUACGAAUAUUGUAGAUUUGUUGUUAUAUGUUGAAAGUUUCCUUAAAUUAUGAUUAAUCUGUC